AUGGUAACGGUCACCAGAGCGUCUCUCUGUCUCCAGGACGGAUCCGUCCUCCACGUCUCCACAGGCCUCACCUUCAUCCCUCAUCUCCCUCACCUCGCUGCCGUCCAAUCGCCCGAGCCAAAGGAGGAGGAGCAGCCAAUCAGCGUCGAGCAUUACUGCAGGGAGGCGGAGCUUUGGACCGGGACGUCUGAGGGGGGCAAGUUCUACGAAGUGGAGGUGGAGCUGCCGGACCCCGAGUCCGACCAGAACACCAUGACAACAUCAUCACCGGCGCGCUCUGACAUCACUGCUGACAUCACCGCUGACAUCACCGCUGACAUCACCUGCAGGCGGCCGGACUUUAUUUCAUUGGAACCGCAGGGGUUCCGCCUGUUGGGGGGCGGAGCCAGCUGCGCAGGGGGGCGGAGCUUGUUCCAUCUGCUGAAGGCGCUGAGGAGGACGGUGCUGCCGGCGCAUUGGGUCGCCGUGAUGGCUGCAGGACCGGAGCUGCAGCUGCUGCAGUGCUGCAGGCUGUCCUCCAUGAGGGACGCCAUUGUCCACGUCCAAUCGGAUCGCAGCUUCCGGGUCAGCGUGCGGUCCCGUCCGCUGCCCGACGGCCACCGCCUCUACAGGGAGUGCGCUCACAGAGUCUCUCACCUGAGCCAGCUGGUGUCUCUGCUGCUGGAUCUGGAGCGACUCGCCGUCUGCCGUGGCUGCAGGGUUCAGGCGGCGUCCCGUCGGCUGCCGCUCCGCUCCGCAGACUGCCACCUGCUGGUGGCUCCGCCCUUCCACACCUGCCUGCCGUGCCUGCUGGAGGAGGAGGAAGAGGAGGGUGAAGAUGAAGAUGGAGCCAUGGUGGAGGAGUUCCAUUCUUGUUAAAGUGCCUCACCAUGUUGGGCUGGGGCUUCUGGGUAAUGGAGUCCAUCAGCUCCAAACGUUUCUACCUCAGGUUUUUACUACUGAACAGUUCAUCAGAACCGAGUCCGGACUGGACCGGACCGCACCGCUGGGUGUUUCUGAAUGUUACUGCAUUUCUGAAACAUUCAUAAACUUUGAAUGUUUCUGUUGGUCCUAAAGAGAUUUUUCUACUUUUGAUACGUUUAUAAAGAGUUUUUCAGAAACGC
This is a messenger RNA of Xiphophorus hellerii (green swordtail), 1103 nucleotides long. RefSeq lists its product as uncharacterized. The transcript has 4 exons. Bases 1 to 858 code for a protein of 285 amino acids. Lineage: Eukaryota; Metazoa; Chordata; Actinopteri; Cyprinodontiformes; Poeciliidae. The record is from RefSeq and is a predicted model, not a curated record.